UAAAUAAAAAACAGUUGAAAAUUCGUAACUGACUCAAACCUUGAGACUGAUGACAUCGCAAACACCUUCUUCUCUUCGAAUCAAAACCUGAAAAUUUUGUUUUCCAAAAAGGGCUAAAAAAGCGCUAAUUUUUCGAUUUAAUUUUAAUUAUUUUCUUUGCUUUGAUUUUCAAAAUAAAAAAUGGCAACAGAAGCAGCGACAACAACAAUUUCUCAGCUUUCUUGUUUCUCUUCAAUCAACCGGAAAUCACAGCUCUAUCAUCGACCAAUUUGUCGUCCGAUUACUCGCACCAAGUCAGUUGUUGUUAUGAGUGUUGAUGGGCAAGGUACUAAAGCUACUAGUUCUGAACUUAAAACUACACCAAGUUAUGUGGCCGGGGAAUCAGAACCAUUUGUAGAAGAGGCGACUGAGUCAUAUCUAAAUGCAGAAGGGCGUGUUCUUAAUAAUACAAGUGAGCUGGUUGAGGAACAUGAUAUCAUACAACCAAAAAGGGCAGCAAAAGUCCAUGAUUUUUGUUUUGGCAUUCCUUACGGUGGUCUUGUUCUAAGUGGAGGGGUUGUUGGUUUUGUAUUUUCGAGAAAUCCUACUACCUUACUCUUUGGAGGCGCUCUGCUUGCUCUUAGCAUCUACAGCUUGAAGAUCUGGAGGCAAGGAAAAUCAAGUUUACCAUUCAUACUUGGACAAGCAGCACUAGCAGCAGUCCUUUUCUGGAAGAACUUUCAGACUUACUUAUUGACAAAGAAGCUAUUGCCUAAUGCAUUUUAUGCUGCCAUAAGUGCUGCAAUGUUGUUCUUCUAUUCAUAUGUGGUGAUCUCUGGAGGGAACCCACCCCCAAAGAAAUUGAUGCCGUCUGGCACUCACCAAUCAUGAUGAGACUGCUUAAAGGUUGUCUUACAUGAAUGUUGGGGUCCCUUUGUAUAAUGUUGUAUUUUGAGUUGAACUGAGAUUACAGGUAAAUGAGCAUUGUUUGUUUAUCAAUGCAAACUGCUGGUUAACUACAAGUCGGGAAUCCAACCAAAAGGAAAAAGCUACAAGUUGAGAAUGCAUAUUAGUUGGGGAUACUUUUUUUUUUAAAGAAUUUGGAGACAGCAUAUUGUUUUCUAUGGUUUGUGGGAAGUAGCAUUGAUGAGAAUUUACUGUGAUUAAUGGAAAUAUUUUGUUAUAGCAUGAUGCGUACGAGUGACUAAAUGAGUGUUUCUAAGCAGAUGGAUAUGUGGCAUAGUCACAUUCUUUAUUAGCAUAGUGGCAUUUGAAUUGUGCAGCAAAACUCCUGAACCAGAUUGCAAGGGAAAGCAGGAACACAAAUAUUGGUGAACCAAAAUUUGAUAUGCAUCACUUUUGUUUUGUUCAAUGAGGUCACUGAAAUUCUCUAAGCUUCUUCACUGAGCAACCUUUUUCUAGUCAGGCUAGGGAUUAGAUGUUCCUGCCUGAUUAUUGUCAGAAUUUUUUUUUUCUUCUGAUGAACGAGGACAGAGGUGAUUGUGAUUGUGUUCUAAUACCAAAAUUGAUGCUUGCUGAUUUGAUUUAG
This is a messenger RNA of Durio zibethinus, 1528 nucleotides long. RefSeq names its product protein FATTY ACID EXPORT 1, chloroplastic-like. Gene Ontology annotation, cellular component: chloroplast inner membrane. The record is from RefSeq and is a predicted model, not a curated record. NCBI's taxonomy places the organism in Eukaryota, Viridiplantae, Streptophyta, Magnoliopsida, Malvales, Malvaceae. Gene Ontology annotation, molecular function: fatty acid transmembrane transporter activity. Gene Ontology annotation, biological process: fatty acid transport.